AUGCCAGCGAACGCAACCUCCUCCGAUGUCAAAGUGGCUGCGGAUGCCCUUUCGCCUGUAGACGCAAGCUCGAAACCAGCGACGGCUACCCAUAUCCGCUUCAACGCGUUUCCCUAUACAGGACUGAAUGACUUCUUCAUGAAUUGCGAAACCGGAUUCUUCUCGAUCGGUGCCGGAGGCGGGCACUACGGGCUCUGGAUUGAUAGCAGCAUCGAGCACGGCCACAGCUCCCGGUGUGCGACUUUCGGGAAUGAGCCUCUGAGUCAGCAGGGCGAAAAGUUUUACGUUAUAAAUGCGGAACUCUGGGUUGUGGGUGGAUGA
Messenger RNA from Parascedosporium putredinis, 321 nucleotides. NCBI's taxonomy places the organism in Eukaryota, Fungi, Ascomycota, Sordariomycetes, Microascales, Microascaceae. The record is from the annotation of a GenBank genome assembly.